Messenger RNA from Babesia bigemina, 2334 nucleotides. RefSeq lists its product as hypothetical. The transcript is spliced from 2 exons. NCBI's taxonomy places the organism in Eukaryota, Apicomplexa, Aconoidasida, Piroplasmida, Babesiidae. The coding region runs from base 1 to 2334 and encodes 777 amino acids. The record is from RefSeq and is a predicted model, not a curated record.
AUGUACAUCCUUUCCUCACCGCUUGUAGCCAGCCCCCCCAAGUUGAAGAAACGCCUACCCAUUGCAUUCCGGUGCAAGGAUGACAAACGCAUUCUGGUUACCAUGGCCGUCAUCGGGUAUGUCCAAUUUAGCAUGAAGAAAAAGAAGCCACUCAACGUCGCCAAUGAAGUCAGGAAACUCUGUCAGUUCAAAGAGUUCUGCUAUUUGAUUCUGAAGCCGCAAUUCAGAGACGCAUUAUCCGAUGUAGAGGACAACAUGAUUUUCCGAUUUUCGUGUAUAUCAGUUACCGACAAGUGCUACGGAAUGGACUGUGGCAAAAAUGCACAUUGCAUUCACAAACGUAGCGAGGUAGAAUGCGUAUGUGACCAAGGAUCCGUUAUGGAAAAUGGUAUUUGCGUUGACAAAUUCUUUGAGUCAGCUGUCGUUGAACGUGAUCUUGUGCUACAAGAGUUUGAGUCGGGUCCUUUUGACAUAGCUUAUGAUUCUACCGCUUCAUUCGAAGCAGAUUACCAAUACCAUGAAUCCAAUUCAGCACCUGUAUCUAACCCUUACGCAAAAAAAUAUGCGGAUGGCAAAUCUGCUGCCAUCAAAUCGGAGGACGAUGACGAAUCUGGUGUGGUCAAACCGGAUGAAGAUACCACAGUCGGCGUAGCUGAUGAUGACACCACAGUCGUUAAACUGGAUGAAGAUACCACUGCGGGGCAAGCUGCCGAUGACGAAUCUGGUGUGGUCAAACCGGAUGAAGAUACCACAGUCGGCGUAGCUGAUGAUGACACCACAGUCGUUAAACUGGAUGAAGAUACCACUGCAGGCCAAGGUGCCGAUGACGAAUCUGGUGUGGUCAAACCGAAUGAAGAUACCACAGUCGGCGUAGCUGAUGAUGACACCACAGUCGUUAAACCGGAUGAAGAUACCACUGCAGGCGUAGCUGAUGAUGACACCACAGUCGUUAAACCGGAUGAUGAUACUACUGCGGGCCAAGGUGCCGAUGACGAAUCUGGUGUGGUCAAACCGGACGAAGAUACCACCGUAGGCCAAGGUGCCGAUGACGAAUCUGGUGUGGUCAAACCGGAUGAAGAUACCACUGCAGGCGUAGCUGAUGAUGACACCACAGUCGUUAAACCGGAUGAAGAUACCACCGUAGGCCAAGGUGCCGAUGACGAAUCUGGUGUGGUCAAACCGGAUGAAGAUACCACUGCGGGGCAAGCUGCCGAUGACGAAUCUGGUGGUGAAUCAGCAGGCCUAUUCGGUCAACCCUCUUCUGCUGGAGACAUUGAUGCCGAGGGUUCUCCUGCAGGUAGUAGUGAAGUAGAUCCGAACUUGCCAAACCCUCAAGACGCGUCGGAAGGUAGGUCUGAAAAUAAUCCUUUGCCGAAUCCACGUAAAUCUGGGUCAAACGCACCAGUUGAUGGAUCCGCUGGGAGUCGGUCAGCGUGCAAUGCAGAUGCAGGUACUUCGGACAGCACCACUGAUAACACUGAUCAAGCCCCAGGGGCACCGCAUGGGAGACCCGUUAAUGGUGAUGAACAUACAGCUGCAGAUGAUACGAGCGGUUCAUCUGGAUCACUCUCCUCACCCUGGUCACGCCACGUAACACCCAGACCUCGGGAACGGCGGCAUGUAGGGAUGACCCCUGAUGGCACAGGCUUGCCAUUUCCGUGGCCUCCUUUUGACUCUGCGUCCUCGGACCCUAGCUCAUCGAGUCGUACAAAUCAACCUCCGCCACCAACAGCAGGUUCUAACCAUGAUGCACAUCGUACAGACGAGAGAUCAAUGCGGACUUAUCCCUCGCAUCCAUCAAGUGAGCCUGAUGAGGCGCUCCACGCCGAUGGAGUAACCGAUGGCUCGGGUGCAUCGUCCGGCGCCUCCAAGUGGGCCAAAAUAAUUAGAUCCAACCAUCUAUUAUCGGCCAUAGUAAGGCUGAGAACCGGCGUUAAACCUAAAGUUGAUGGGGGAGCACAGGGGGAUGCCUCACCUGAUGAGGAAUCGAUUCAUGUCUCUCCACAACCUCUGAUUGGUCAGGGUGGCCAAUCAUCCAAUGUACCUACAAGUCCAGGUAUUUCGGAUCCAGGCGCCUUGCCGUUUAUUUCCUCGACGGCUAUCCCUUCACCCAUCACGCACUUCGAUGACUCCACGGAAGCCGGCUUACACCCCAGAGGCCAUCCAUCACUUGGCCCCUGGGAUUUUCCGCAUGUUGUAAAGGACGCAGUGACGACGCGAUCCUUCAAGUGCGAAAUUCCGGGAUCAAGCAGGUACGCGGUCCUUGUAUUUGAUGCCCAAUCGCCGCAGAAACGGUCACUUGUCCAGCCCGCCGAGCUACAGAGGCUACAUUGA